This is a messenger RNA of Macrosteles quadrilineatus (aster leafhopper), 8941 nucleotides long. RefSeq lists its product as uncharacterized. Bases 203 to 6736 code for a protein of 2177 amino acids. The record is from RefSeq and is a predicted model, not a curated record. Gene Ontology annotation, molecular function: protein binding. NCBI's taxonomy places the organism in Eukaryota, Metazoa, Arthropoda, Insecta, Hemiptera, Cicadellidae. The transcript has 7 exons.
GCGGAAAUAGGAUAAGUUUGUGGUUUAGUUUUGGUAAUUCUCUCUCAUCUCAUUGGUGUAAAGUUAGUUAUGCCAGAAAUGUUAAAAUGGAAAACUGGUGAAUUAUUUAUAAAAACGUUUCAAGCAGUUUUACUCCAAAAAUGCUAAUUGGUUUAAGACAUCAAGUGAGACGUAAGGAAACAAGCCUUUUUAGCAAUAAAAAAUGCAACAAAUUUCAGAAACCGGUUCUGAAAUUGAAAUUUUAUUUGACAAAUGUUCUGAGGCCCGCAAAAGUCUUGGUAAAAUCUUGGAAAAUCUAGUUAAAAUUGAAAAGAAAGAGGAACAUAUUGUAGUUCCCAAACACUUAAGUGAUGUAAAGUGCAUCGAUCUCGAUGAUGAUAGUGAUGAUGAUGUGGAGUGCUUGGGUUCAUAUCUACCAUCAACCGAGAUUCAGGAGCAGCAAAAUGCAAAUAAAAUCGGACAAAAUGCAAAUUCAAGUUUAGUGGAAAAAGAGAAAAGUAGGUCUCCGAAGAAAGAUGAUAUAACCAUGGUGGAAUCUGUAGUUUGUUCACAAACUAUUGUACGUACUGAACUUAGUGCCACUUUUACUCAAGUGCCACCAUCAAAUCAGCAAUCAAGCAGUGAAUUAGAAAACACUUGUCAGAAUUCAAAGCCCAUAGUUCUGUGUGACAAGAAUAUAGUAGAUCAAUCCCAUCACAAUAAUCAUUGUGGAACACCUACUGACACAAGUUGUGAAUCAAUUUGUCUAGAAAGUCAAAUGAGUACCAUGACAAACAAUCAAGAAGAUAAUACAUCGUCUGUUACAUCUCAAUUGGAAAGGAAAGAAAGUAAUAUACAUAGUCGUGAGUCAAAUUCAGACUCAGAAGUAUUAAAUAGGCUUACUGGUCCUGAGGCUGAUAGUUCAACCAACAUUAUUAACAUUAGGCCUACAGUCCAAACAGAAAAGUCCCCUGAGAAGAGGAUGAAAAGAUUCAUUUCUAUUCCUGCUAAAUUUCUGUCAGGCAGAACAUUAACACAGGUUACUAAUAAAACCGCCACUGGAAGCAGAAUAUUGAAGUUUGUUAACCCUAGAUUCAUUUUAAAGCCUUCAAAAGUUGACACGCCUGUGCAAUCCAAUAUAGAAAAUUCAACUGUUGUAACGCCUGUGCAAUCUAGUCUGGACAAUUUAACAUUUGAGACUCCUGUGCAAAAAUAUCCGAUGAAUCAAUUUGCAAAAACCAAUUCUGCAACACCAACAGUUAUAAACCUGCCAAAAAACCCAAAUAUUAUACCAAGCAAAAAAGCACCCACACAUCCACCUUCCAUGCUUUUUUGGAAUGCUUCAUUUGGCAAAAAACUAGUUAAGUUAAAGGGCACAAAAGGAUCCCAGCUAAAGAACAAUUUGUCAAAGACUACAAAUAACACUUUAGACAAAGCGUGUAGAAUAAGGCCUCAAGAAUAUUUUUCAAAAAACAAACCUUCAAAGUCUACAAAUAACACAAACUUAACUGCAGAGAAAGUGUCUAAAACAAGUAUUUAUUCUUUGAUUAACAAAAACGCAAACUUGUACCCAUCUGAAAGAGUCAGCAAAAAAAUAGCCCUAGCACAAGUCUCUGAUAUCAGUGAAAAAGAAAAACUGGAAAAACAAAUGUGUCCUCAAAGUAAAAAAUGUCCAGUUGGCAGUGAAUUUCCCGAUGAAGAAAACUAUGUGUUCAAGCCUAAUGAACCUUCAAUUUCUACUUUACCACAUGCCUAUGUGCCUAGUACUUGCAAGGAUGUGGUAGCAAAGCCCACUAAUAAAAAUUUGUCAUUCAAACAUCAGCCCCAGAAUGCGUUCCAAGAAGUGUUAUAUUCUGAUUUAGGACUUCUCAGAUCUGAGUCCGAAACAGAAACCAACCAAACCAACUCAAUUGAAAAUAAUAAAGAUGAAACCUAUAUGCAACCAGUUGAAACCAACACAACGCAAGUAAACCAAUUAACGUUUCAUCCCGAAAACAAUGUAAGCGGUAACACUACGUAUGACCAUGAACAGGGAAUUUAUGUGUCUUGCAAUCCAGACAACACACUUGAUCUAGCUCCAGUCGAGCCAGCAAUGGUACCUUGUCCGCCAUCUUCUACAUUUGACACUGAACACUUAGUUGGUGUAUUCAAUAAACUUGUGGAAGACAUCAGAACUUGCCUCUGCAUUGAUGCGGUCGGAAAUAUGCCAAUCCACCAAGCAGUUCUGGAUAGUGACAUAGUUAAACUGAAAACUCAGUGUAUUGUAUUGAGGACUAUUGGAUCUCAUAUAAACCACAUAAACUUGAGGCACGAGACAGCAUUGAUGUUAGCGGUUAGUGCAGCAGUGAAUACCAACGACUACGAAGCAGCUUCUGUCCUGUUGAAUGAAGGAGCUGAUCAGAGGAUCGCAGACAUGGACGGCAACACCCCUCUCCAUCUAGCCGUGAGCCACGGCUGUGAUCAGCUGGUCAAGUUGUUACUGACGGGUUCCGACGCUGACCAAGUCACUCAGAAGUUCAACUAUGCUGGCUUUACUCCACUUCACAUUGCUGCGAUGGAAGGAUACGAUGAGAUAAUUAAACUGUUGGUUGGCACAAACAUUUUUGUUGACAUCAAGGAUCGAAAGAAUGGCAGAACACCAUAUUAUCUCGCUGUGAAGGAGAAAAAACUAUUGUCAGCCCAGUUGUUAAGGAUGUUUGGAGCAGAUGCAAAUGAACCAAAUUUUGCGGAUUACACACCUCAAUUUGAUGAUUCAUCACCAUCUAGACCUCUCCCACAGGAAGAUGUAUGUGCAAAUAAUCAAGCAAGAGUUUUUCCAAACCUCUUUGAGGUUAAAAUGCCUUCGAAGGAACAAGAUUUGCUUCAAGUGUCGUUGUCAAACCAGCUCAUUGAACCUGCACCCUCUCUCAGGGCCAACGCUAAAGGGUUCACCUCUUCUUCCCAUAUGCCUAUAAGAAGUAAAUUGGAAAGCAUCAAGAAUAAUGUUCCUGAGACAGAAGACAUAAAAAAUAAUGUUAUUACUACUUUGCAUGAAGAAAAUUGUUCAAAAAUAAUAAAAACUUUCAAAUGUCGUAAGUUUAAAAUUUGUAAGCGUGUGUCAAAUCCAAACAAGAAUCUUGGUGAACCUAUAGGUGAUGGGUUGGGUAGCAGGCCCUUUUUAAAAUCCUGUUUACCUUCUACACAAGAACUUAUUUUGAGCACAAAAGAAAUAAAAAUAAAGAAUGUUGAAUCAAAUAUAAAUGAAACCCUAAAACACCAUGAAGAAAACAGGGCUGAUGAAAUGUCAAGUACCAGUGUGCCAGAAAAGAAUUAUUUGGUGACAAAACAAAAUGAAGAUCCAAUGCACAAAAAACCUACAGAAGAGAAGAUAAAUCAUAUAUGUGAUACAGAAAACAUUGUAAAUGACAUUACCUCUAUUCACAAGGGAAAUAGCUCAGAAAGUGUAAAAAAUCACAACCUUUGUAAAUCCAAAACAUUAAAUACCAUGCCAGUUCAACAUCAGAAUUGUGGCGAGACUUUUAAAGUACCUAGUACUGUCCAAAACCUGACGCAGUCACCUAAACUACAUUUUGACAAUGAUCAUAACAGAUCCUGUUUGGGAGUAAAUAUGAGUAUCUCGGUAAAUCCUAUAGACGAGUCCCUCUUAGUUCCUCUAAAUACCAACAAACAAAGUAUUCCAUCACAAGUUGUACCUAAGAGAUAUUUUAAAUCUAAGACAUCGUUGAUAAAAACUAAACAGUCAUCUAUUGGUCAAAAGAUUCCGGAAUGUAACUUUUACAACACCAAGACCUACCAAGAAACGCCACAUCAAAAUGUUAAAAACCUAAUUAAAGUCAAUAACUCAGUGAUCAUUGAAGAUUUUCAAAGUAAUAAUGUUAAAGACCUACCUGAGAAUAACAACUCAAUCUCCAAGGCCUACAUAGCAUUGACAAGACAAAGUGUUAAAGACUAUUCUGUAAUUAACAAUACAAGCUCAAAGAUGAUCCUAGAAGUGCCAAGCCAGAGUGUCAAAAGCCUUUCUACAAACAACAAUAUAAACUCAAACAGCAAUAAAGAGGUGCCAGGCCUUGCAAACAGCCUCUCUGGAAUUAUAAAUACCAAUUCAAAGGUCAAUCAAGAGGUGGCAACCCAGAGUGUCAAUAACAUUUCUGGAAUCAACAAUACCGUCUUAAAGGUUAGUCAAGAGGAGCUAUGUGACAUAGACAAACCCCCUUCUGGAAUCAAGAACAGCAUCUUGGUGGUUAAUCAAGAGGGGCCAAGUGAGAUAGUGAAAAACCUCACUGAAAUCAACAACAUCAACUCAAACAGCAAUCAAGAUGUUAUGGGCAAAAGUGUCAAAAUUUGUUCUGAAAUUAACAAGAUCAAUUUAAAGGUCAACAAAGAGGAGCCAAACCAGAGAGUCAAAAGUUUUUCUGGAAUCAACAGUACGAUCUUGAAAAUUAAUCAAAACGAGCCAACUGCCAGAGACAAAAACCCUUCUGAAAUCAACAAGAGCAUCUUGGGGGUUAAUCUAGAUGAGCCAAGUGAGAUCAAAAACGGUAAUGUAAUCAACAAUAUUAUCUCAAACAACAAUCAAGAGGUGGCAACCCAGAGUGUCAAUAACAUUUCUGGAAUCAACAAUACCGUCUUAAAGGUUAGUCAAGAGGAGUUAUGUGACAUAGACAAACCCCCUUCUGGAAUCAAGAACAGCAUCUUGGUGGUUAAUCAAGAGGAGCCAAGUGAGAUAGUCAAAAAUCUCACUGAAAUCAACAAUAUUAACUCACACAGCAAUCAAGAGGUGCCAACCCAAAAUGUCGAAAGCCGUUCUGGAAUCAACAGUACCAUCUUAAAGGUUAAUCAAGAAGAGCCAAGUGGCAGAGACAAAAACUCUUCUGGAAUCAACAAUAGCAUCCUGGGGGAUAAUCAAGAGGAGCCAAAUCAGAUUGACAAAAAUCUCACUGGAAUCAACAAUAUUAACCCAAACAGUAAUCAAGAUGUGUCAAGCAAGGCUGGAAAAAAAUGUUCUGAAAUUAACAAUAUCAAUAAAAAGGUCAACCAAGAGGAGCCAAACCACAGUGUCAAAAGUCUUUUUGGAAUCAGCAAUAACAUCUUGAGGGUUAAUCAAGAUGAUUCAAGUGAGAGUGUGAAAUCACUAUCUAUAAAAGAAUUUCCGGGAAUUGUAGAAAACAAUUUUUCAGAUAAUGAAGACAGUGAUUGUGGUCCAACUGAAACAUGCAAAAGUCUUGGAAAUAAUCUUGAACAGGUUUAUUCGCAAAAAGGUGGAGAUUUUUUCUUAUCGUUUAAUGAAACAUAUCAGGAUAUAGUUGAAACAGUUGUAAAUAAGAAAAGGGUGACAAAUGACUUGCCAAUAAAAAAAAAGUCUAAGCCAAAUAGCAAAAGAAUAAAAAAACAAUGUGAAUCCAAAACAUCUCUAUCAAAUAAACAGGAGCCAACUGCUAACACAAGUUUCACCUCAUCAAAUAAAAAUAAGAAAGUUAGCCAAAAAAUACUGCAAAACACUAAAUUGAGUGAGGCUAUUAAAGUUAAAAAGCACAUUAUUUAUUACAAAAAUACAACAGACUUGCCUACAAAACUACCAAGACAGAGGCAUUCCUCAUUGGAACCACCAAGCUCAGUUCCCACAAGUCUACCUGACUCUGCAUAUUUACUUUAUACUAUGCGUAAAAAACUUGCACCAUUAUUAGCUGAGCCAAAAUAUCUUUUAACCUCAACAGAAGUCUCAAACAAGGAAGUAGGAUCAUUCCCACGUGUAAUAUUGACUCGAGUGCCGCUUCCUCAUGAAGAAACUGUUUCAAGUAAAAGAAAACGGGGAGUAAACAUAUCGAUGGAAAAAGAUAAGGUUACUUGUGGUGAAACAGAGUCUGAAGUUGUAGUCAAGCCAACAGCAUCAAAAAGAAAGGGCUCUACACAAGUUGCGCCUACACAAGAUAAAAAAACUGCUUCUAGCAAAAGGUACUAUUUAGCAAACUCAUCACAAGAUAAUAAGUUAACAUUUGAUGAAAAUGAGUCUGGAGCUGAAUCAAGAGAUUUACCACCAGAAGCAAAAAUAAAGAGAUCUGCACAAGUGGCACAUACACAAGAUAAAACUGCUUCUAGAAAAAGGUACUAUGUAGCAAACUCAUCACAAGACAAUAAGUUAACAUUUGAUGAAAAAGAGUCUGGAGCUGAAUCAAGAGAUUUUCCACCAGAAGCAAAAAUAAAGAGAUCUGCACAAGUGGCACAUACACAAGAUAAAACUGCUUCUAGAAAAAGGUACUAUGUAGCAAACUCAUCACAAGGCAAUAAGUUAACAUUUGAUGAAAAAGAGUCUGGAGCUGAAUCAAGAGAUUUUCCACCAGAAGCAAAAAUAAAGAGAUCUGCACAAGUGGCACAUACACUAGAUAAUAAGUUAAGAUAUGAUGAAAAAAAGUCUGGAGCUGAAUCAAGAGAUUUUGCACCAGAAUCAAAAAGAAAGAGAUCUACACAAGUUGUGCCUACACAAGAUAAAACUGCUUCUAAUAAAAGGUACAAUGUAGCAAACUCAUCACAAGAUAAAAAGUCUGGGGCUGAAUCAAGAGAUUUUCCACCAGAAGCAAAAGGAAAGAGCUUUACACAAGUGCUGCCUCCAAAUAAAGAAGUCAAAUCUAGCAAAAACAUUUCACAGAAAAAUAAAAUCACAUGGAGUUACAGAAACUCUAAAUUCCUAUCCAGAAAUAAACGAACAAGAUCUGUCCGAAAGAGUGCUAGAACCCCAAAGAAGAAAAAUCUUGAUUUCUAACCUGUAAAGCAAUUGCUAUCUAGAUUUUUCUACAUGCAAGAAUAUUGGUUUGCAAGGUAACCCAUGUACUUUGAUGUAAUCCUCACGUUACUUUAAAUAGUUGUUCUGCCCGUGCCUUACCACGGGGAGAGAACGCAGAGAAGAUAUGUUAAUUCCUCACUGCCUUGCCCAAUGCAAACUGGUCCCUUGUUCUUGAUGUAAAUUAAUUUUAUCAAUGUCCAUCUCACUCUACAUAUGUUUUUCCCCAGCUUAAAAGGCUCCGUCCAAACUAUGAUAAUUGGCAUCACUUAUUACAUACAAAACAUUUAUGUCUAUGGUAAUGGUAGAAUCAAAAGAUUAACUCAAGGAAAAGUAAAUAAAAUGUAAUUAAAAUGCUUGACUUUAUAGGAGCGGGUGGACCAGAUACACACUUUCAAACCAUAAUAAUGUUUAAAAUCAAAUCAAAAUCUCCUUAUUCAUAAACGUACAAAUACAAAGUAUAGAGUCUAUGAGAAAUGUAACUUAUUGCCUGUUUAAAAUAUUUUUUUUGUUUUGUCCAAUUUUUCAAAGGAGUGAAAUGCUUUUUCUACUAAGAACAUCUCUAGUUUACAUUAAAAUUUCCUGCUGUUACAUUCAUCUUUUAUAUCUUUUGGUAAAAAUAAUUAUGUAUCUAAGGCCUGGGUGUAUACAGGGCCUGUUAUUAAUAUUGUUGACAGUUUUUUUUUAUAUAAAUUUGAAAUUAUGACGGUUUUGUAUAACAUAUUGUGCAUUUCUGGUAUUAUAUCUAUCACUGGUAGACAAUACAAAUAUGCCUCUCAAAUACAUUUUUACAUUGGCUUCCAAGAACUGUUUGGAUAAACUGAGAACUGGUAAAACUGAGGCCAGGCCGAGUAUCAGGGGUUAUUUUACAAAAUUAAGAGCUUUGAGUUGCUUAGGAUAUGCCAUAAAAAUAAAAAAAGUUAACCUACAAAUCAACAUAUUUUACUCCAGCUAAUUUUUUUCAAAUCAAUUUGUCACUUGCAGAUUUUGUCAAUCAACUUAGACAACAUAAAUAAGUUCAAAAUACAAUAACAUUUUAACUUCUGUUGAUAUAACAUUGAGAAUCUUUUGUGUAACAAAUUAUUGUAUGCCUAUAUGAACUAUAUUUCUUACAGAUAUUGAUGACGGGUCUGUAUGACCAAACACUUUACCAAUGGUUAAAAUAUAUGUAUUACUGUAUUAGUUUUAAAAAUACUAUUGAUGCUCAUAAACAGAUAUUUCCUUCAUACUACACAAUAUUGUUAUGUCUAGUCUAAGGGAAAUGUUGCCAUUUAUUCAAUUUGUUUAGAAUAAAAUGUACGAUAAUAAAUUAUCUGUAGUAUUUAGUUCAUUGUAGAUAUGCUGAUAAUUUUUGAAAAUCAAAUUUUUGGAGCAGUACAAUACAUUUACAUUGUAUGAUAGACUCUUGAUAUUUUGCUUAAGGGUGCGCUCUACAUCAGCUCUGGAUUCGGUAGCUAUGUUGUGCCAUUGAACAGUGCCGUGAGAAGCGUUGCAGAAGUUCACGACAACUGCCUUUGUAAACUAUCCAUACAUGCUAGUAAAAAACAAUAAGUGGAGUUUUACAGAACCAAGAACAAUCCAUGCAACCCUUAUUUUAGAAUUUUAAAGUAACAAUUCUAUAAUAAGUUAAAGCUGUUUAAAAUUGCUGUUCUUCGUCUACAUUCAAAAGAAGAUUUUAGGUCUUAUUGGUACUAUAAUAAGCAUUUUGCAGCCAUCAUAUUUUAGAUUAUUUAAUUCUCUUCAAUAAGAUGCCCUAACUUUGAUUCUAUGUUAAAUUUAGACUUCAGAAACACUGUUGCCCCAGACCCUUGCUUUUACACGAAACGGGAGGUGUAGAGCGCACCCUUAAGUGGGAAGGGAAACUGAUAAAAAGUUAGCUUGCACAUGAACAAGUUAAUAUUAGGUUCCUUAUUUAGAUUAUGAAGUAUAUGUGGGUUAAUUAUUGUUAUUUAUGUUUUAAAUAACUUUGUAUACAUUGGUUUACUGACUAUAUUUAACUUUUUUGUUUAUAAUGUGUUCCAUUGUUCUAUUGAUUAAUCUAAUCAUUUUACAAAUACCCUGGUAGUAAAAAAAAUUUUUUUAUUAUUUUAUAAUCAGAUUGAGGGAUAAUUAUUUUGAUAUUUUAAUUUUUCAUACAUGUUGUCAUACGUAAUUUUUGUACACUCAUUGACACUCAAAAACAUUUUC